AUGUGGUGCAUCUUGCGAGGCUGGAAGCAAGGGUCAUUUGGCCCUCAUCAAGCCCUGGCACAGGGAGUCCGUGCUCUGGCCAGUGCAGCCUCCAUGACUGGGGACGAGUAUAGCUAUGUGGUGGUGGGUGCAGGCUCAGCAGGCUGUGUGCUGGCUGGACGACUCUCAGAAGACCCCAAGGAGCAUGUGCUACUGUUGGAGGCUGGGCCCAAAGACUUGUAUGCAGGUAGCAAGCGGCUCCUAUGGAGGAUCCACAUGCCUGCAGCCCUUGUGGCCAACCUGUGCAACGACAAAUACAACUGGUGCUACUACACAGAGCCACAGGAAGGCCUAGACGGCCGUGUGUUAUACUGGCCACGUGGCCGAGUCUGGGGUGGCUCCUCAUCACUCAAUGCCAUGGUCUAUGUCCGUGGGCAUGCCGAGGACUACAACCGCUGGCACCGCCAAGGUGCUGUGGGCUGGGACUAUGAACACUGCCUGCCUUACUUCCGCAAGGCGCAGGGCCAUGAGCUAGGUGCCAACAGGUACCGUGGUGGUGAAGGUCCCUUGCGUGUAUCUCGGGGCAAGAGCAACCACCCACUGCACCAGGCUUUCCUGGAGGCGGCACAGCAGGCCGGUUACCCAUUCACUGAGGACAUGAAUGGGUUCCAGCAGGAAGGCUUUGGCUGGAUGGACAUGACCAUCCAUGAAGGCAAGCGCUGGAGUACAGCCUGUGCCUACCUGCAUCCAGCACUGAGCCGCCCCAACCUGAAGGCUGAGGUCCAGACACUUGUGAAUAGGGUGCUGUUUGAAGGCACCCGUGCAGUGGGUGUGGAAUAUGUCAAAAAUGGCCAAAGCCACAGGGCUUAUACCAGCAAGGAUGUGAUUCUGAGUGGAGGCGCCAUCAACUCACCACAGCUACUCAUGCUCUCGGGCAUCGGGAAUGCAAACGACCUCAAGAAACUGGGCAUCCCUGUAGUUUGCCACCUUCCAGGAGUUGGCCAGAACCUCCAAGACCACCUGGAAUUAUAUGUUCAGCAGGCGUGUACACGCCCCAUCACCCUCCACUCAGCACAAAAGCCCUUGCGGAAGGUCCAGAUCGGCCUGGAGUGGCUCUGGAAGUUCACAGGAGAUGGCGCCACUGCCCAUCUAGAAACAGGUGGAUUCAUCCGGAGUCAGCCUGGGGUCCCCCACCCAGACAUUCAGUUCCAUUUCCUCCCAUCCCAAGUGAUUGACCAUGGGCGGGCCCCCACCCAGCAGGAGGCUUAUCAGGUGCAUGUGGGGACCAUGCGGGGCACAAGUGUGGGCUGGCUGAAACUGAGAAGCACCAACCCCCGGGACCACCCUAUAAUCCAACCCAACUACUUGUCUACAGAAACUGACAUUAAGGACUUCCGUCUGUGUGUGAAGCUAUCCAGAGAAAUUUUUGCACAGAAAGCCCUGGAUCCAUUCCGAGGCAAAGAGCUCCAGCCAGGAAGCCACAUACAGUCAGAUAAAGAGAUAGAUGCCUUUGUGCGGGCAAAGACAGACAGUGCUUACCAUCCCUCAUGCACCUGUAAGAUGGGCCAGCCCUCCGAUCCCACGGCUGUAGUGGAUCCACAGACCAGAGUGCUUGGGGUGGAAAACCUGAGAGUCGUCGAUGCGUCCAUCAUGCCCAGCGUGGUCAGUGGCAACCUGAACGCUCCUACAGUCAUGAUAGCAGAGAAAGCAGCUGACAUUAUUAAGGGGCAGCCUGCACUCUGGGACAAGGAUGUCCCCAUCUAUAAGCCUAAGACCCUUGCCACCCAGCGUUAA
Messenger RNA from Orycteropus afer afer, 1773 nucleotides. RefSeq names its product choline dehydrogenase (gene CHDH). Gene Ontology annotation, molecular function: flavin adenine dinucleotide binding; choline dehydrogenase activity. The transcript has 7 exons. Lineage: Eukaryota; Metazoa; Chordata; Mammalia; Tubulidentata; Orycteropodidae. Gene Ontology annotation, cellular component: mitochondrial inner membrane. Bases 1 to 1773 code for a protein of 590 amino acids. The record is from RefSeq and is a predicted model, not a curated record.